UUUGUAGUCACCCCGGCAGAAAGGAGCUGGAAGGAAAGGUCUGAGAAAGGAUGUGGAGAGAUUCCCACAUUAGAGAGAGUUUCUUCCCACAUAGAAGGACGAGGCAAGAGGAAAACAUGAAGGCAUUGGCAGGAAAGUCUUGCUUGCCAAAAAAGAAAAGGAAGGUCUGCAAGUGCUGGCUGGGGGCUCAGCUGGAGCCUCCCAGCAGCUUCAAGGGCUUGCUUCCACUUUUUUUUUUCCAAACCACAGUUUGCAAAUGGUUCUUUGUCAACUUCCCCUCGGCCAAGCAGUACUUCAGCCAGUUCAAGCACAUGGAGGACCCCUUGGAGAUGGAGAGGAGCUUGCAGCUGCGUAAGCAUGCUCGGAGGGUCAUGGGUGCCAUUAACACUGUGGUGGAGAACAUCAAUGACUCCGAAAAGGUCUCCUCUGUUCUGGCCUUGGUGGGCAAGGCUCAUGCCCUCAAGUACAAAGUGGAGCCCAUCUACUUCAAGAAACUCACCGGUGUCAUGCUGGAGGUCAUUGCUGAAGAAUAUGCCAACGACUUCACCCCGGAGGCUCAAGGAGCCUGGACCAAGAUGAGGACCCUCAUCUACACCCAUGUGACGGCGGCAUACAAGGAGGUGGCCUGGGCGCAGUACCCUACUGCCACCCUGUGAGCGGCCAGCGGGGCCAGGCGAGGGGCAGGGAGGGCUUUGCUCGCUCCAGGACUUCACUCUGGUCUCUUCUCAAGAUCUUCGCUCAGUCUGGGGAGCCCGGUAGGGCCAGCUCUGUUAGCUGCCACGUCACAAUUUGAUCUCCACGGGGUGUUAAAACAAACUAAAUCAGCCAAACCGGUAGAACCACGAAGGGUGUGGGUGGGUCGGGGUGAAGCAAUCGCAGCAGGGGAUGCUGGAAGGGGAUGCAGAGCAAGGGGAGAGUGAUGGCUGUUGGCUCCAUCUUACUGUCCUGGCCCUUCCCUCACCACUCCCCAAAUCCUGCAGCUUGCUUGCACCAUUUGGAAGUCCCUUGCACAAGCUCUGCUGGCAGCAGUGAGGUGCAGCCCCACUCGCUGUCGGACCACACGACCCUCGAUUUCCAUGCUAAACCCCUGGGUCAACCCAGCCCCUUGGUUUUGGGGACACCACACUUCUGGGGACUGUCAGUUGCCUGCCUGGCACUUUGCUUUGCACUUUCUUUACUCCACAGGAAGGGUGGCAGGGCUGGUGGCUGCCACCAGAGCUGCCCUUGGUUGUCUGGUUGUCCACCAGCCUGCACCGCGGGCUGGCAGCAGCCCUCACCUCUCCUGUCGGUCCCUCUCCUUGGCUGGCUGCUGCAAACCCUCCCGGGGCUGGAGGAAGUGAGGGGGUGAGAGAGCUGUGCCCACUGCAGCAUGAGAGAGUGGGGAAGGAGAAGGGAGGGAGGGGGGGCUUUGGGCUGCCUUUCCUCGUGGCUCAGAGCAUGGUGUGUGGGUGGGAUCCCUGUGCCAGAGGCAGGAUGCUGUGAGCCCACUUGCUUCCCUUCAGCUCCAUGGGAAAGAGGAAUGUGCAUGAGGAUGGGCUCGUGUGGCACACAUUGUGCCAUUGCCCAGAGAGCUGGCAUGUGCCAGUCUGUCCAGCAGCCAGUGCAGGGAGGUAGGGCUGGGGUGGCUCUGCCGUGGUUGGUGAGAAGGGAGGCUCAGGCUGCAGCCACGAGGGGAAGGAUGAGGUGAACCUAGCAGUAGGGAUGCCUGGGUGUGAAGGAAGGUCCCCGUUCUGUUACACAGAUGACUCCUUACACAGAACAUCUUCCCCCUCCUGGUGGAACUGGGCUUCUUCAAACAAAGUGCCAGGUAGAAUCAGCCCGAGCAGGAGCUAGGUUCCUCCUGGGGGCUGGCAGAGCUCCCACCCACACCUAGCAAAGGGCUCUCCCCCUGAGAAUGAGAUGUGGCUGCAGGGCUCAGCACUCAUCCUGCUUCCAACUCCUCCUGAAGCUGUGGGUGAGUCUGUUUGCUUCCUGCCUCAGUUUCCCCUUCGGUCCAAAUGGGAGAAGGAGCAGCCCCGUGGCCUCCUGCACGUGUGAGCCUGGAUUUAGAUGAUGAUGCUCUGGGGACCGAGUCCCAAAGGACUGGGGAUGAAGCAUCAGAUGUGCAGGGAAGCUUUGGGACCCUUGUCACCCUGUAUUUCUCCAAAUGUCUGCUAUUUCUAGAGCUUCAGCCUUAAGGGCAGUGUUAGAUGUGGAAGUGGGAGAGGGAUUACCUUCUGGACUCCCUCUGGCCUCACUCCAUCAGUGUCCUGGAGAGCCAGGGCUUCCCGAGGGAGCCCAGCUCCUCUCCUGGUUGUUGGCUUGACAGGCAAUGAGCCCAUGGUCCUGGGAUGGGGUCCCCACAGCCAUCUUGAGGAUGUCACUCAUCCUGCCACAGGGAAAGCAUUGAAGGAGACAGCAGUAACUCUCCCUGGGGCUCCUCUGGAGCAGCCAGCCAGAAGCUCUUGCCUUGCUUGCCUCCAUCCAGCUAAUCUGUGCUUUUAACCAUUCCCAGGGAAAAAUGUGUUUUCCUGGUCCUGGUGUUUUGCUUCUUUGCCCCCCAGCCUUGGCACUGCUUGGUAGGAGGGUGGCCAGCACUGAGUGCCCACUCCCAGGAAAGGUCUUGGUGGGAUUUUUCCCUUUCCUUCUCCUGCUUAGAAGCCCACCCAGAGGGGCAAACUCCCAGUCCUGCCCUCUGCAUUGCCCAUGCCAUGGCACUGUCACAGCCCAUGCCUGGGCAGUGACUCCCUUGUCCAGUGCUCAAAGCAGCAGGGGAGGUUUACUUGAGGAAAAACCUCUUCUGCUCCUCUGGACUCUGUUAGAAGCAGCCAGGACUUUGUACCACUGUCCAGUGCCUUGGCUCUGGGCAGAAAGGGCUUUGGGAAGCUCUCUAAACCUCUUGUGUGUGUUCCUCAGCUCUCCCUCGUCUUCCUGCAGAGCCUAGGACCAGGAAUAGUCCCAAAAUAGCCCCAGGAUUUCACUAGUGCCACUGCAGCUGCCCUCUUUGGCUUUGCAGUUCUUUCCUUUCUAUGUCCCACCGUAAAACAGGUGGAGAGGAGUGACAGAGCUAGGAGCAAUGGCACGUCCUGGGCAUACACAGAUUGUUGGGAGGGGAUAGUUGCUCGGGCACAGCUGUCCUUGGCAGCGUGCAAGGUCACAGGCUUCGUGAAAGGAAGGGAUGGGCUCAGAGUGAUAAGUGAUGCUGGUGAGGUGGGGUGUCAGAGUCAGCACCCCUGAAAUCCAGCUACCAGCCUGCAGCAGAGAAGGUGCCAGCAGCUGGCGCCUCUGGCUCACAUCUCAUGUCAGAGCAGCUGCUCACCCUUUGCAGAGCUGGCAGAGGCAGCUGCUGGCCAGGGUCAGGAUUAGGGCGAGAAAGGACCUGUCCAAUCAUUGACUUUGCUCCAGUGCAAGGCUGGAGAGGGACCACUGGGGGCACAGCUCCAGCGAUCACUGCCAGAGCCCUGCAUGGCUGUGCUGAGUUGCUGGAGUGCCCCUGCUCUGCAGGUGCUGGGCCGGGGAUGCUUCCAUACUGGGAUGGUUCAUCCUCAGACAAACUUCACACAUUAACCUCAGAGCUUAGCCUCCUCCAGGUGGGAAUUUUGUCAGUGCAAAUUCUUCCUCUCCCUUCCCACAACCCAAAAUUAGGCUCAGUUGAGGUCAUCAGGGAAGUAAUUUUUGGGGUGGCCAAUCAGUUAUAUAGGCAACCCAAUGGAGUGCCUUGGCUUUGGGGGAGCAGCAGCAAGGGGUUGUAUGUGUGUCUGUGUCCAUCCCUCCUCUAACUCACCUUUGAACUGGGCUUGGAAUUUUUUUUUUCUUGGUGUGUUUGGUGUUUUUUUUCCCCAUUUCCUCUGUUGUUUUUAUUAGGCUUAGAAAAAGCUGCCCCCCAGCCUCGUGCACCCACGCCUGUGUGUGCUGGGCUUGGCAGCAGCAUCAUCUUCCUUUUGCUUUACCCAAACCAAAUCCAGAUGUGUGCAGCUGCUGUCCCUCCAGGAGCUCCUCCCCAACCCCUACAACAGCCACAUUUGCUGGCCAGUCAAAUAUAUGCAAGCAAAAAAAAAAAGCCCACCAACCCAACCCCAACCCAUGUUUGUUUUUAGCAGCUCUGUAGGACGUGAGAUGAAGCAGGGAGGGUGGCCAGGGCAGAGCUCAUGGGGGGAAGAGACGGAGCCGAAGCGAACGCCCCCUCUUCAUUGCUUGCAGCACAACAGCCAUGGCUUAAAGUGGGGGAAAUUCUCAUCUGGGGAGGGAUGAAAACCAACAACAAAAGGUAAAACUACAAUUCUAGAGUGCUAGGGCUGAGAAAUGCCACGUGGAUGGAAGAGUCCUGCCUCUGAGCAGGGCUCUCUCCGGUGCGAGCACACACACAGGUGCAUGUAUCUGCAAUGGUGAUGCCUGUUAUUGGAGCUCCUUUGGUGUGUGUCCCCCUCCUCCCAGACCCACCACAGACAGAUGGGGACCCCUUUAGCCCCCAUUGCCUCCAGGCCCUGCUCACUAGGGCUCCACCUCACCACCUGGCAUGCCUAGUCCUGAGAUAAGGGUGGUGGCCGUGUGCUCUUUGGGCUCAUCUUUGCUCUCCUUGGGGGUGGUAGGUAGGGACCAGCUGGCAGGAUUCUCCCAAAAUUCAUGGGUCAGAAGCUGGGAGCUCAGGUAGGUCAUGGCACUGGCACAUGCUGGGGAUCAGCUAGUCUCUCCCCUCCCCUGGGGAACCACCCAUGUCCCCUAGCCCCAUUUGCCUUCCCCUCAAGAGGCUUCCAGGCUGCUGCUCACUCUGCUCCUCUCUGAUGGCUGUGCCAUUGUGGUUGCCCUGUACCAGUCAGGUCAGCUUAGCCUAGAUCCUGGAACCAGGGCAGGAUCUGUCCCCUGGCUCAGCCAGUACCUCUGUACUAGCAUCAGGGUUGGGAAAGUCCUUUCCUCCCUGCCAGCAGCAGAUGAAUAGUGAGUGAUGAGGGGCAUCUGGUAUCCCUGGGGCAAGGUUCCUCCUUGAGUACCUUGUCCUGGCUCUUUCUGGGGACAUCCAUUCCUAUUCAUCAGCUUGUGUCCUCUCACCCCAAGUUCUGUCUUUGGCCAGAGGAAGCUCAUUGCUUAAGGCAUCAGGAAGCACUGGGUUGGGACAGGACACAGAUCCUGUCCCCUCCGCCUAUGGCCAACACCCGUGGCAGUUAUAGCCACUCAGCCAGUUCAAGAGAUACCCCAGCAUCACCACAGCCAGAGGGCCAGGGAACCCUUAAGAACCUCGUGCCACCACCUUCACCUUCUCCUAUGGUGAGACACAUCCCUGGGGCAGCCAAGCCACAGGCUCUCCUCGGGGAAUGCCCUUGCAUCUCUGCCAGCUUCCUCCAGUUUGCCCUAGUAAAGGAGAUCCUAGCAUCUCCCCACCCUCUCGGGGGACUUCAGUGGGGACCAGAUUUGGGCUGGCUGGACCAGAGCUCAGCCUUCCCUGCCCUUUGCUGUGGGGAAGCUGCUGUGACCAGCACCAGCCCUGCCAGGCAGAUGGGUGGAAGGGGAACCCAGGAGCUAACCUUGGACCAACUCACAUCAAGGGAGGGCUAAAACUACCUGGGGCUGACCUAUUUAACAGACUGCGACGCUGACUCUUUUUCCAUAGCUGAAGCUGUCUCUAAUCGUUGGUAUGUCUUAACCAGUCCCACCACGACCCCCAGAUGGGAUCUGGUGAGGUCUGAUGUAGCUCCAUGUCUUUCCUGUUAACUGCAGAUCCUGUUCCUGUUGGUGUUUCUCAGCGCUUCCGUGCUGGUUUUCCCACAUGCCGUUCCGUGUACGAUGAGUGUAACUCGUUUGGUUUUUGGGUUCCCUUUGUUCUUUUUGUAGGUUUUUAGUAUGUUUGUAACCAGACAAAAUGGUGUUAUUAAACCCAACAGUUGUAUCUUCAGUGGAUAAACCAAUCGAACCCAC
This is a messenger RNA of Pogoniulus pusillus (Red-fronted tinkerbird), 5889 nucleotides long. RefSeq names its product cytoglobin (gene CYGB). Gene Ontology annotation, biological process: oxygen transport. NCBI's taxonomy places the organism in Eukaryota, Metazoa, Chordata, Aves, Piciformes, Lybiidae. Bases 51 to 656 code for a protein of 201 amino acids. The transcript is spliced from 3 exons. Gene Ontology annotation, molecular function: heme binding; iron ion binding; oxidoreductase activity. The record is from RefSeq and is a predicted model, not a curated record.